Thermochaetoides thermophila DSM 1495 is the source of this 2631-nucleotide messenger RNA. RefSeq lists its product as uncharacterized. Lineage: Eukaryota; Fungi; Ascomycota; Sordariomycetes; Sordariales; Chaetomiaceae. Gene Ontology annotation, cellular component: nuclear envelope; meiotic nuclear membrane microtubule tethering complex. Gene Ontology annotation, molecular function: protein-membrane adaptor activity. Gene Ontology annotation, biological process: nuclear envelope organization. The transcript has a single exon. The record is from RefSeq and is a predicted model, not a curated record. The coding region runs from base 1 to 2631 and encodes 876 amino acids.
AUGGCUGUGCGACGUCGAACCCGGGUGGCUCCAAGCCCCUCCCCCGCGCCAGCAGCCUUGAGCAGCCCCGCGGUCAAAGAUGUGACCCCUCGUAAAGAGCUGCCUACUAAGUUCAGCAUCUCCUACGGUGCACCCAUGGCUCAUCUACCUGACCGCUCGAACGUGGUCGCCGCAGGAAACAUGUCGCAGGUUGCUGCUGAGAUCUUCACCAAGGUCAAGGAAGACAGCCGCGCGGCCGAGGAGCGUCGCAAGCAGCGAGAACAGAGGGCUCUCGGUCGGCACGGUGCAACCAUGUCGCCAGUGCCGCAACGAGUUGCCCCGAGCAAGCUCAGUCUCCCUCCUCUCACCGAGAUGGACGUGGAUGGAGCUGGCGUCAGCGACAUCGGAAACAACACUGCCCCCCGGGCAACGAAGGCCGCUAAAAAGCGUGCCCGCGACGAUGCCGAUGCCGAUGCGAAGGCCGAGAGGGAGCGUCAGGAGAGAGACGAGCGCUUGAGACGGGAGCGUCAAAAGGAAGCCGAGGCGGCCAAGGAAAAGGCCGAAAGGGAAGGAGCUGAGCGAGAGAAGGCCGAGAGAGAGCGGCUCGAAAGGGAGCACGCAGAACGGGAGAGGGCCGACAGAGAAAGGGCUGAGCGGGAACGCGUCGAGAGAGAGAGAGCUGAAGCUGCUGCCAGAGCCGUCAUGCCUCCCCCUCCCCUUCCUGCUUCUGUUCGUCAAACCCCUCCCAGGACGAUCGUCACUGAGCGCCCUCAAUCCUCACGCAGCUUUAUCGAGGAAACGAACAUCUUCCGCGAUGCGUCAGUUUCGACACCCGUACCGGCUUCCAAGGCUCAAAAGCAGCCUUUUUUACCGAGGCGACGAACCCCUUCACCGAUAGAACCCCGUUCAUCUCCAUCCCCUCCUCCAUCCCCAGAGCAGGUCGCAUCUUCUGCCCUCACCAGGGAUUCUGGUCUCAAGGAUGUUGUCCAGCCUUUGCGUCUAUCUCCCGGAGAGGCGAUGACGGUUUUCCCCAGCAUUGCCAGGCCAUUCAUCAGGGAACAGCAACAACUGUAUCCCACAUCUGUGCGUGGAUGGCUCAAGACCGUUGCGAUUCUGUUGUUGGUCCUCCCGCUGGCCAUCCGUAUGGCUCACAGCUGGUAUCGGCCUGACCUCUUCAAUGCCACGCUGACACCCCGUUGGUAUGGAUGGAGCAACAUGGGUAAGAAUAUCGGCCAAUUCUUCCCCUCGUCCAUUCUCCAUCCUAUGGGUGUCUUGUCGGAGAGCCAAUACAACGACCUAAGGAGUUAUCUCGAGGAGAGAAUGACGAACACCGAACUUGCUGUCGACAACCUGAAGAAGAUUCUGCCCAAGAUGAUUUCGGUCAAGAAAGAUUGGAGCGGCAGUGUCGUCAUUUCAGACGACUUCUACAAGGCGCUUCGUGAACGGAUCCAGCAAGAUCAAACCAUUCUCACUUUGGACGGCAAGAGUCGCAUCUCCGACAUGCACUGGAAAGCCGUGCAAGACCGCCUUAAGAGCGCCGGUUUGCUCGGUAAGAAGGAGCUCACGACGGCUGACGUUGAAAAGAUCAUCGAGAAAUCAGGUCCCGUGUCUUGGGAAAAAUGGUUGCAAAACAACAAGCGCAAGGUCAAGGACAUCCUUGGCGCCCCCGCUGGCUCCUCGAGCAAGAACGGCGAGACCGUCAUCUCACGCGACGACUUCAUCCGCGAGCUCACCUCCCGAUUUGCCGAGAAUAAAGAGAAGAUCGCCAAGGAGAUGGACUCCCUUCGUAAGGAGCUGCACGGCCUCGUCCAAGAAGUUCGUGCACAAGCAGUAUCUGGCGGCAUGACCAACGACCAAGUCCAGAAGUUGAUCCGACAAAUCGUCCUGCGUGAGAUCGGCUCGCGCCAGCUCAGCGCCGGUCUCAAGGCCAGCGCGGCUUCCUUCCUUUCCCGCCGCAUCAACUACUUCCAUCCGGCUCACGGCGCGUUCCCCGAUCCCGAUCUGUCGUCUCCGGUCUGGACCCAGAAGGUGCCACUUAUGGGCUCAAAGGCAUGGCUCCAAAACUCGCGCAAGAUCCCGCAAUUCAUGGGCGACCGCGUGCAUGCGCUCACGGCGUGGAACGAGCCCGGGCAGUGCUGGUGCGCCGGCAUUGGUCCUAACGGCACCAAGACCCCGACGUUUGCCCAGCUUGCCGUCCGCAUCACCGACUUCAUCAUCCCGCAGUACGUCGUCCUGGAGCACGCCGACCCCCAGUCUCUCCGCGACCCGGACGCCAUGCCCAAGGACGUGGAAGUCUGGGCGCUCUUUGACGAGUACUCUCGCCGCCAGCGCGUGAGCGAGUGGUCGCUGGCACAGUACCCGCGGCUCAACGAGGACGCACGCAUGAAGGCGUGGAACGACAAGUUUAACAACAUGGGCCUGUACAAAAUCGGACAGUUCACAUACACAUACGAGCCCGCCAAUGGCGGCGUGUUCGUGUACGAACUGUCGAACCAGCUCAGUCGCAUUAAGGCUGCGACGGACCUGGUGAUCAUACGGGCUGUCACGAACUAUGGCGCCAAGGAUCAUACAUGCUUCUUUAGGAUUAAGCUGUAUGGUGAUGAGGUAACGGAUCUGGAGCCGGAGAAAAAGAGUAAAUUAUGGCCGUGGUGA